AAGCGAGCGAUGAGACAGGAAAAGCAGCCGACGAGACGACCGAUUCAAAACCGCCCAGCUCAGCACGGCAGAAAAGAGUCGACUCCAUUUCGACCGCUUCCCCUCGACCUCCCUUCAUCCAAAUCCGAUCACGGCCACCAUGGCGGCGGCGCCGCCGGACGGCCAGGAGAAGGUGAUCGCCGCGGCGCAGCACAUCGUCAAGUCGCUCGCCAACUCCAAGAACGCUGCCGACGACAUGAUCCGCAUCCUCUCGGGGUUCGACAACCGCUUCUCCCUCAUGUCCAACCUCUUCCCUCCUCCCCCGUCCUCUGCAGCGGAUUCUGUCCUGGAGGCAGCGGACGAGAGGACCUCCCAGGGGGAGGGGGAGGGGGACGAGCCCGACCCCGACGACGUCGCCCCGGCCGGGGAGGAGUGGGACGCGGCGGUCGAGUUGAUCGAGCGGUGGGAGUCGCCGGGGGCGGGGGACAGGCUGCUGUUCGACUCGCGGGAGGACGCUGACGAUUACCUCGCCGCGGCCUCCUGCCUCCUGGGAGCGCCAGGCCCGCGCGCGGAGACGGCGCUGCAGGCCGCGAUGGCGCGCCUCGAGGAGGAGUUCCGCCACCUGCUGAUCCGCGGAGCUCCGCCGCUCGCCGCCGAGGACCUGCAGGCCUCGCUCCUCCGCCGCCUCUCGCUCACGGUGCCGUCCUUCAACUCCUCCGCCGUAGACCUAGAUUGCCCCUCCUUCGCCAGCCACACCGGCGAGGGAGACGGUGCAGGAGGCAGGAAUUCGGUCUCCGAUGACGAGAUCUCGCCUUAUCUGAUAUCUCCGGACACCGUCAGCACCCUCAGGGACAUCGCGGAAGUCAUGCUGCGCGCGGGCUACGCGCCGGAGCUGUGCCAGGUCUACGGCGAGGUGCGCCGCGACACGCUCUUGGAGUGCCUCGCCAUGCUCGGGGUCGACAGGAUGAGCCUGGAGGAGGUACAGCGCGUGGAGUGGGGUGUACUGGACGGCAAGAUGAAGAAGUGGAUCCAGGCGCUCAAGGUCGUCGUCCGGGGCCUUCUUGCUGAGGAGCGCCGCAUCUGCAGCCAGAUCCUUGUGGCUGACGCGAACGCUGAGGAAGAGUGCUUCACUGAGGCGGCCAAAGGCUGCGUCCUACAGAUGCUCAACUUUGGUGAUGCUAUUGCAAUUGGGAAGAGAUCGCCCGAGAAGCUUUUCCGCAUAGUGGGAAUGUACGAAGCGCUAGCUGAGGUGCUGCCAGAGCUGGAGGGUGUGUUCUCAGGUGAGGCGAGGGAUUUCAUCAAGGAAGAGACCGAGGGGAUACUCGUGCGUCUUGGGGAUGCAGUGCGUGGCACGAUUGCAGAGCUUGCCAAUGCCAUUCAGGGAGAGACUUCUCGGAAACCGCUGCCCGGUGGGGAGAUCCACCCCCUCACCCGUUAUGUUAUGAACUAUGUCCGGUUGCUUGCGGACUACAAUACAUCACUAAAUCACCUUCUUGAACAUUGGGACACUGAGCUGGAAAACAGGGGUGACAAUGAAAACAUGACUCCAUUGGGGCACUGUAUGCUCAUGCUAAUCACACAUCUACAGGGCAAAAUUGAGGAGAAAUCGAAGUUGUACGAGGAUGAGGCACUGCAGAACAUAUUUUUGAUGAACAAUCUAUGGUACAUUGUGCAGAAGGUGAAGGAUUCAGAGCUGAAGACCUUGCUUGGGGAUAACUGGAUCCGUAAGCGCCGUGGUCAGAUAAGGCAAUACUCAACAGGGUAUCUGCGGUCGUCAUGGACUAGGGUAUUAGUUUGCCUGAAAGACGGUGGUUUGCCACAGACAGUGGGUUCAUCGAGUGCACUGAAGGCUGCACUGAAGGAUAGAUUCAAGAACUUCAACUUGGCCUUCGAGGAGUUGUACAGGACACAAACGACAUGGAGGGUUGUGGAUCCUCAGCUAAGAGAAGAGUUGAAGAUUUCGAUCUCAGAGAAGGUGCUUCCAGCAUACCGUUCGUUUGUUGGGAGAUUCCGUGGCCAACUAGAGGGAGGAAGGAGUUCUGCAAGGUAUAUAAAGUACAACCCUGAGGAUUUGGAGAGCCAGGUCUCAGAUUUCUUUGAAGGGAAAAGGCCAAAUGCUUGAUCAAUCAGUCUUGUUUGAUGAUCAAGGAUGUUCAUAUUAAUGACGCUACCUACAAGUCCCAUCCAGAUUUUGAUGAUGCUAGUUCCAAGUCCCUUCCAAAUUAUACUGUACAGGGAACCUCACCUGCCAACAUCCUUUUGGGGGUCUGAAGAUGGAAAUAAAAGUUUUUCCUGAACUGACAGAAAUGGUGUGAACUGCGAAGCAACCUGAUUGUCCUGUAACUGUCAAUCUCUGAUCAUAAAGUAGCAAUUCCAUGAUGUCUUCUGAUGUUCUUGUCAGUUCAUAGAAUGGUGUUGUCUGUUUAUCAUGAUUCCUGAUCUGUGAUAUUGGUACCUUUCCUUU
Molecule: messenger RNA, 2443 nt
Organism: Phragmites australis (common reed)
Lineage: Eukaryota; Viridiplantae; Streptophyta; Magnoliopsida; Poales; Poaceae
Product: exocyst complex component EXO70B1-like
Exons: 2
Coding region: 140-2101 (653 amino acids)
Biological process (GO): exocytosis
Cellular component (GO): exocyst
Molecular function (GO): phosphatidylinositol-4,5-bisphosphate binding
Source: RefSeq, a predicted model, not a curated record